AUGGACAGCCAGCUCCUGCCUGUGCUGCUGCUGCUUGGAGCCUUGGGCCCUUGGGGACAGGGACAGGGGCCUGAGGGUUCCUCAGAGGAGCUUCUGGAGGAGCCCCCUGAGGAGGUGCCCAGGGAGGAUGGGAUCUUGGUGCUGAGCCGCCACAACCUGGGCCUGGCCCUGCGGGAGCACCCUGCCCUGCUGGUGGAGUUCUACGCCCCGUGGUGUGCGCACUGCAAGGCGCUGGCCCCCAAGUACCACAAGGCGGCCACCCUGCUAGCGGCUGCAUCGAUCCCGGCCACGCUGGCCAAGGUGGACGGGCCUGCGGAGCCAGAGCUGGCCGAGGAGUUCGGUGUGACGGAGUACCCCACGCUCAAGUUCUUCCGUGACGGGAACCGCACACACCCAGAGGAGUACACAGGCCCCCGGGAGGCGGAGGGCAUCACCGAGUGGCUCAGAAGGCGGGUGGGGCCCAGCGCUACGCGGCUGGAGGACGAGGCAGGCGUCCAGGCGCUGGUGGGUGCCCACGAUGUGGUGGUCAUCGGCUUCUUCCAGGACCUGCAGGACGAGGAUGUGGCCACCUUCUUGGCCCUGGCCCAGGAUGCCCUGGACAUGACCUUUGGCCUCACUGACCAGCCACAGCUCUUUCAGAAGUUUGAUCUCACCAAUGACACCGUGGUCCUCCUCAAGAAGUUUGACGAGGGGAGGGCGGACUUCCCCGUGGACAAGAAGCGCGGCCUGGACCUGGUGAACCUGUCCCGCUUCCUCGUCACUCACAGCAUGCACCUGGUCACCGAGUUCAACAGCCAGACACACCCCAAGAUCUUCGCUGCCAGGAUCCUCAACCACCUGCUGCUGUUUGUCAACCAGACGCUGGCUCCACACAGGGAGCUCCUGACAGGCUUUGGGGAGGCGGCUCCCCCGUUCCGGGGGCAGGUGCUGUUUGUGGUGGUGGACGUGGCUGCAGACAAUGACCACGUGCUGCGGUACUUCGGCCUCAAGGCCGAGGCGGCCCCCACCCUGCGCCUGGUCAACAUCGAGACCGCCAAGAAGUACGCGCCGGUGGACGGGGAGCCCGUCACUGCGGCCUCUGUGGCUGCCUUCUGCCGCGCGGUCCUCACCGGGCACGUGCAGCCCUAUCUCCUGAGCCAGGAGGUGCCCCCGGACUGGGACCGGCGGCCAGUCAAGACCCUCGUGAGCAAGAAUUUCGAGCAGGUGGCUUUUGACGAAACCAAGAAUGUGUUUGUCAAGUUCUAUGCCCCGUGGUGCGCCCACUGCAGGGAGAUGGCCCCGGCCUGGGAGGCGCUGGCUGAGAAGUACAAGGACCACGCGGACAUCGUCAUUGCCGAACUGGAUGCCACGGCCAACGAGCUGGAAGGCCUGGCCGUGCCCGGCUUCCCCACCCUCAAGUACUUCCCCGCAGGGCCAGGCCGGAAGGUGAUCGAAUACAAAGGCACCAGGGACCUGGAGACCUUGUCCAAGUUCCUUGACCACGGGGGCGAGCUGCCCACGGAGCCCACGGAGGAGCCUGGAGCCCCCGUCCCGGAGUCCCCAGCCAACUCCACCGCGGGGUCCAAGGAGGAGCUGUAGCUGCCCCC
Messenger RNA from Propithecus coquereli (Coquerel's sifaka), 1586 nucleotides. It is a transcript of the gene PDIA2, whose product is annotated as protein disulfide isomerase family A, member 2. The transcript is spliced from 11 exons. The record is from RefSeq and is a predicted model, not a curated record. Gene Ontology annotation, biological process: response to endoplasmic reticulum stress; protein folding. Gene Ontology annotation, cellular component: endoplasmic reticulum. The coding region runs from base 1 to 1578 and encodes 525 amino acids. Gene Ontology annotation, molecular function: protein disulfide isomerase activity. Lineage: Eukaryota; Metazoa; Chordata; Mammalia; Primates; Indriidae.